This is a messenger RNA of Coregonus sp. 'balchen', 5377 nucleotides long. Lineage: Eukaryota; Metazoa; Chordata; Actinopteri; Salmoniformes; Salmonidae. The record is from the annotation of a GenBank genome assembly.
CUCACCGCGCUGCGUUUUCUUCUUCGACUAAGCUUCUUCUCAACGUUAAAAAAAGGUAAACAAAAUUGGUAUGUACACAUUUGAAGCUACUGCAUUUCACUGGGACAAAAGUAAGCUAUUUAGUGUCACAGCAUCGGUUGAUAUGAGGAUUGGGUGCAGAUGUAUUGCUUGCUAAGUGAGCAACAUGAUAAUGGUUUAUGAGUAACCUCCAUUCAUUUAGCUAUAUCACUAAAGCCCAACAAUAGCUAAAUCUAUUGCCACAAUUUGACAACCGCUAGCUGUCUUAUGUUAUUAUAGUUUAUGUAUACUAUCACUAAUGCAUGUAAAGGUUAAUUGAAUAACCACGUUAUUGUAGUGCUGUCCAUUCUGUACCAUUUAAGGUUACUAACCGCGUGUUGGCUCAAGUCAAUCCGACAUCAUGAGCUUGUUCGGGGCCAGCACUGGCUUUGGCGCGGGGGGAUUCGGAGCGGCAACUACGGACACCCACAACCCAAUGAAGGUAGCUAGCUAGCUAAUAACAUUCCCUAUCUGUAACCUGCUUAAUUAUCAAUAUUUUUUUACUAUUAGAACUUGUUCUGAGAGGUUUAAUUCAAAUGUAUUUGAUUUUGAAUGAUGUGUUAUCUCAUAUAGGAUGUGGAAGUAACCUCACCCCCAGAUGACAGCAUCAGUUGCUUGGCGUUCAGUCCCCCAGCCAUGCCAGGGAACUUCUUGAUAGGGGGGUCCUGGGCCAAUGAUGUGAGUCAAGUCGUCAUGUUCCACUUAAAGUGCCCACUUCAGACAUAUGCCUUUUUUGUUGCUAUGAGUCUAAAACCCAUUAACUUUGUAACAACACAUGUGACUGUUUUCUUACAUUUUUCCAGGUGAGGUGUUGGGAGGUACAGGACAACGGGCAGACAGUCCCCAAAGCCCAGCAGAUGCACACAGGUCCAGUCCUUGAUGUCUGCUGGAGCGAAGUAUUGCCCCCUCACAUCACACAUCUUUACCAACCAAAUUAGGUGUUUGAAUGAAACUUGACUUAUUCGUUACAUUGCUCUUUUAGGACGGUAGCAAGGUUUUCACUGCGUCUUGUGACAAGACUGCCAAAAUGUGGGACCUCAACAGCAACCAGGCAAUACAGAUCGCACAGGUAAAUAUUUCAGGCUAUGAACACUGUUUUCAGGGUUAAUUUUCAAUUGUUAGUUUCAUCACCUCUUUGUGCUUCCCUUGAAUACAUUAUGACAAGUUCUGUUGACACUAGAUCAUAUUAGAAAUGGUCUUUGAUUUGUGUUUCCACUUAGCAUGAUGCUCCUAUUAGAACAGUCCACUGGAUCAAAGCCCCCAACUAUAACUGCAUCAUGACAGGUAGCUGGGACAAAACUCUGAAGGUAAGAAAAAUGAUUGGGAUUGGGAACAAUCCUUGUUCCAAAAUGAUGAACUAUUUUAUAUAAUAGUUAUUAUGUAGUUAUAUAGCAUAUUAAAGGAAUAGAGCCAAACAGUCCUUUAUCCCAGCGGCAGUAAGGCUCCUGAAUGACAAUCACUAGUAGGUCCAGCGGGCUGGCUUACAGUUGACAUUGUUGUUGGCAGUGUACUGAUGUGAAAAGUGUAUAUUGUGUACAGUUGAAUCAUGAAUCCCCCAUGAAUUGCACUGUUUCUAUUAUCGUUGUGUGUAUUGUCUGUAUUUGUCCAUUGUAUGCUUGAUGAUAUGUUUAAUGUAAACAAAAUGUUCCUAUUGUGAUCAUAAAGUCAUUAUCUUAGUUAUACUUUAAUAGUUAAUUUACUCCCUUGUUUGAUUUCCUCUGCUGUAGUUCUGGGACACCCGCUCGCCCAACCCAAUCUUGUCUCUGCAGUUGCCGGAGAGGUGCUACUGUGCAGACGUGGUGAGGACCUAGUGCUAAAGCUCCAGUGGUUCAUAUUCUUUAAGUGUUUUUCUAUAAUAGCUCUGAAUAGAGUCUACAACCCACACAAGUGGCUCAGGAAGUGCAGCUCAUCCAGGAUGGCACAUCAAUGCGAGCUGUGGCAAGAAGGUUUGCUGUGUCUGUCAGCGUAGUGUCCAGAGCAUGGAGGCGCUACCAGGAGACAGGCCAAUACAUCAGGAGUCGUGGAGGAGGCCGUAGGAGGGCAACAACCCAGCAGCAGGACUGCUACCUCCGCCUUUGUGCAAGGAGGAGCAGGAGGAGCACUGCCAGAGCCCUGCAAAAUGACCUCCAGCAGGCCACAAAUGUGCAUGUGUCUGCUCAAAAGGUCAGAAACAGACUCCAUGAGGGUGGUAUGAGGGCCCGACAUCCACAGGUGGGGGUUGUGCUUACAGCCCAACACCGUGCAGGACGUUUGGCAUUUGCCAGAGAACACCAAGAUUGGCAAAUUCGCCACUGGCGCCCUAUGCUCUUCACAGAUGAAAGCAGGUUCACACUGAGCACGUGACAGACGUGACAGAGUCUGGAGACGCCGUGGAGAACGUUCUGCUGCCUGCAACAUCCUCCAGCAUGACCGGUUUGGCGGUGGGUCAGUCAUGGUGUGGGGUGGCAUUUCUUUGGGGGGCCACACAGCCCUCCAUGUGCUCGCCAGAGGUAGGCUGACUGCCAUUAGGUACCGAGAUGAGAUCCUCAGACCCCUUGUGAGACCAUAUGCUGGUGCGGUUGGCCCUGGGUUCCUCCUAAUGCAAGACAAUGCUAGACCUCAUGUGGCUGGAGUGUGUCAGCAGUUCCUGCAAGAGGAAGGCAUUGAUGCUAUGGACUGGCCCGCCCGGUCCCCAGACCUGAAUCCAAUUGAGCACAUCUGGGACAUCAUGUCUCGCUCCAUCCACCAAUGCCACGUUGCACCACAGACUGUCCAGGAGUUGGCGGAUGCCUUAGUCCAGGUCUGGGAGGAGAUCCCUCAGGAGACCAUCCGCCACCUCAUCAGGAGCAUGCCCAGGCAUUGUCGGGAGGUCAUACAGGCACGUGGAGGCCACACACACUACUGAGCCUCAUUUUGACUUGUUUUAAGGACAUUACAUCAAAGUUGGAUCAGCCUGUAGUGUGGUUUUCCACGUUAAUUUUGAGGGUGACUCCAAAUCCAGACCUCCAUGGGUUGAUAAAUUUGAUUUCCAUUGAUAAUUUUUUUGUGAUUUUGUUGUCAGCACAUUCAACUAUGCAAAGAAAAAAGUAUUUAAUUAGAUUAUUUCAUUCAUUCAGAUCUAGGAUGUGUUCUUUUAGUGUUCCCUUUAUUUUUUUGAGCAGUAUACAAUCAAUCUUGCAGAAUGCGCAGACGGGCACUCGCUAUAAGCAGCAUGUUUAGUUUGAAAAAGUGAUUGCAAAAUAGCAAAACUUUCUGCCCACACCUCUACAGAAAUGUGAUCAAAUAUGCCAUUGCUCUUUCUUUUACAAACUGCCGUGGCCUAAUUCCAAUAGUGAUGAAUGAUACAGCAAAUAAAGGGCGUUGUUGUCACCCUAAAAGGUGAAUGGAGGCUGUUUUCCGGGCUGAGUUUUAAUACUCGUUCACGUGUGCACAGUUUUACGACAGGUCUGAUUUAUAACGGGAAUCAUGCGUAUGUAUGGCGUGCACCAAGUUUAUAAAUCUCCAUAUUUUUAGACUUACGCAUUCUUUUCAGAAAUGGCGCACGCAGAUAUUUAGUGUGAAAUUUACGCAACGGUUAUAAAUGAGGCCUCUGGUUUUAUAAGCCAUGUGUUGUCAUCUCAGCUGAUUGGUUCCCUGUUGUUGUUUCCAGGUGUACCCCAUGGCAGUGGUAGCUUCUGCAGACCGAGGUUUGAUUGUAUAUCAGCUUGAAAACCAGCCGUCUGAGUUCAGGAGGAUAGACUCACCACUCAAACACCAGGUGACUGGUCUCACAUACCAGGUGACUUACAGGUCUCCCUAAAAUAGUUAUUUUGACCUCAAUGGGACUUCCUGGAUAAAUAAAGGUUACAUAAAAAAAUUAAAAAAAUACAUUUACUAGACUGUCUACUACUGUGCAUACACACACUUUUCUUCCUCACACAUAUUACACACACCUUUUCAGAGUGUAGAUUCCAUUGAUUAUCAAUUAUUCAUGAAUAGUUCAUGCCUGUGGUGUACAACCUAACACCACCUCUUCCAUCUCCCUGUAUCAGCACCGCUGCAUAGCCAUUUUUAAGGACAAACAGAACAAGCCUGCUGGAUUUGCUCUCGGGAGCAUUGAAGGGCGGGUCGCCAUUCACUACAUCAACCCCCCUAACCCGUGAGUGCCACAAACCAGGCUUUUCUUUACCAACUGUGAGAAAGACCUUGGCUACCACCCACUGCACCCUACUCACCACACUCUGUGUUUUUGUGUUGUAGAGCCAAGGAUAACUUCACCUUUAAGUGCCACAGGUCGAAUGGAACCAACACAGCCACACCACAAGAUAUCUAUGCUGUGAGUCCAGCUUGUGCUCUCUCCACCCUGCUUCCAUAUUAGUUUGGCUACAGUCAGUAGGUAGAAUAAGAUAUUGGGGUGUUUUUCAUGCAAACACCUUGCUGUUUCUGAUCAAACAGGUAAAUGCCAUCUCCUUCCACCCUGUCCACGGGACACUGGCGACUGUUGGGUCGGACGGUCGCUUUAGCUUCUGGGAUAAAGAUGCCCGCACCAAGCUGAAGACCUCGGAGCAGCUGGACCAGCCAAUCACAGCAUGCUCCUUCAACAACAACGGCAACAUCUUUGCCUACGCCUCCAGCUAUGAUUGGUCAAAGGUAACAUUUAGUCUCGUACCUCAUGUUAUGAUAGGUUGAUUUAAGACUCAUUCUAUUCCUUCAAAAUGGCCAGGCAAUAUUUUAAAUAAGCUAAAUUGAUACAUCUUUGUGUUAAAUCUCAGGGACAUGAGUACUACAACCCUCAGAAAAAGAACUACAUCUUCCUGCGUAAUGCUACUGAGGAGCUGAAACCACGGAACAAGAAAUGGUGAGUCAGACUGCCUGUGAUUGUCAUUUCAUCAAUCACGUUUGGUCACCUCUAUGGUGACCUUUACAAGACAUGAUUUUCUAUGCUCAUUAAGAAAUGUAAAACCACAUGUAUAAUGGUGGACAGGAAAAUACUUGAAAGCAAUAGACUUAAUGGCUUGUACAUUUCUCUCAUGUCUCUAGAUUUGUCCAGUGUCUCGCCUGUUGUUUGCAAAAUGGAGGGUUGUCAAACGCACACGUCAUGCCUGCACGACCCUGUUCCUAUCCUGUGCCAACACCAGUGGUGGAGCUGCUGCUUGCAAAAAAACCAAUCACCAGAGGUCUUUCAUCUACUUUGCAUUGGCCUGGCUACUCUUUCCCAGCCACGGGCAUUCCAAUAGGGGUUGGAGAGUGACAAGAUUAUAUUGUUUUGUAAUAUCUGAUAUUUUAUUUUCUAUUGUCACGAUACCAUGAUUGCAUUUAAAGUAAUGUUUUUUUUCUCUGUUACAUUGUUGUACAAUUUAAU